Molecule: messenger RNA, 3434 nt
Organism: Austrofundulus limnaeus
Lineage: Eukaryota; Metazoa; Chordata; Actinopteri; Cyprinodontiformes; Rivulidae
Gene: mastl
Product: microtubule associated serine/threonine kinase-like
Exons: 12
Coding region: 272-2791 (839 amino acids)
Biological process (GO): peptidyl-serine phosphorylation; intracellular signal transduction
Cellular component (GO): nucleus
Molecular function (GO): protein serine/threonine kinase activity; ATP binding
Source: RefSeq, a predicted model, not a curated record
CAUCAUUUCAUAACUGAACAGAGAAAAACGUAAUCUACAUUAUAUUAACUGUCAUUUCAAACACAGAAAUGGUAUUUAGUUCCACGACUAUUUUUGCUAUUCUUUUUUUUGUGCAGGCAGAUUUUUAAUGUACUAAAUUUAAAGGACCCCAUGACAAGGCAGCGAAUUCAAAAUUUCAAAACAAAUCUGUUGUUUUUGCGUGCAGAUGUUUACUCAGAGCUGGAUGACUGUUUCAGAACAAGACUAUUUUUUUAUCUGAAGCAGCUGAAUAAUGGAGGUCGAGGAACGACACAAUUCGGGUUGCGUUGUAAAAACGGUGGAAGUUCCGAAACCGCCUUCGAUCGACGAUUUCAUCGUUUUGAAACCCAUCAGCCGUGGCGCAUUUGGCAAAGUCUACCUUGCUCGGAAGAAGUGCAAUGCACGUCUGUAUGCUAUUAAAGUGAUGAAAAAGGCAGACAUGAUUGACAAAAACAUGGCGAGCCAAAUGAAGGCAGAGAGAGACGCACUUGCUCUCAGCAAAAGUCCUUUCAUCGUUCACCUGUUUUAUUCCCUUCAGACAGCCACCAAGAUCUAUCUGGUAAUGGAGUACUUGAUUGGUGGAGAUGUCAAGUCUCUUCUUCAUAUAUAUGGCUAUUUUGAUCAGGACGUGGCUGUAAAAUACAUCGCAGAGGUUGCACUGGCUUUGGACUACCUCCACCGUCAUGGCAUAAUCCACAGAGACCUGAAGCCAGAUAACAUGCUCAUAUCCAAUGAAGGUCACAUCAAGCUAACCGACUUUGGUCUUUCAAAAGUCAAGCUUGACAGAGAGCUGAGCCUUAUGGAUAUCCUUACAACUCCAUCCUUGGCAAAACCAAAAACAGACUUCUUUCGCACGCCUGGUCAAGUUCUCUCCUUAAUCAGCUCCCUUGGAUUCAACACACCUGCAGGAGAUGGUAGGCGUCAUUGCAGCGCCUCCGUUGUGUCCAGCCCGAUGUCCUGCAGCAAAAUCAAAACAAAGAAUAACUCUCUCAGUUCUCCUUUGAUUGCUAAGAAAGAUCAGCUGUUUUCUCCGACAGGCUACAUUAGUAAACUGGGACCUAGAAGUAAAGCRUUUAAUCCUCACAACCUGGAAAAAAAUUUGACACAAACUUUGCUGAAAACCAGAAAGAGAUUUGAGACGAUGAGUGGAGACAUCUCCACCGACACAGAGGGUGGCAUCAGUCCACUGUGGGAGUGUGAGGAGAAAGAAAAUGUAAGCACCAGUAAUCAGAGAAUUGGAGGGCAGUCUGAGUCCUAUGGAUCUGAAAAGGCCCAUGGACACUCAAAGUUAAACAGCACCAGCGUCUCUACCAAGGCCUCCAGUAGUGAGUCCAAAAACUCAAACUAUGACCACCUUCCGGAAAGAAGGUCUUGCAGAAAGCAGCUGAAGUCUGACUUUGACGCUCAGGAGGAUAUUUGUCCACCAGUGAGAGAUGACCAUCAGCUUGCAGUUCCCUCAUCUGUUAAAAGGACAUUUUCAGAAAUAGAAACAAGUCCAAACCCACUAGAGAGCCAAGCUAAAAAGAGAAACACUGACUACAAGAGAUUCUUUGAUGUUCCUGAGGAGACUGCUAAGAAUCACACUGGUCUGACCGGGACAUUUUCCACCUUCCAAAUAGGCGACCUCUUAACUUCCUCUAAAGGAGAUGAGGCAGCUGAACACAGCCGUCCGAAGCGAUCCAGUCCCAUCGCUGUGGCCAAAAGUCUGUUCAGUGAGUUGGAGGAGCCGGCGGAGGACGUGUUCGAAGGUGGUCCCGGGGACUUGUCACACUCAAGUUUCACGUCACCUUUUCCUGGGAACUUGAGCCUCGACUCUGACGGGUCCAUUUGUGAAACCUCUCUCGUCGCGGACAGUCGCGCCUACGCUCUCCAUCCAAACAAGCCGGCAGAAAUUUCUCUUCCAUCCGAGGAAAAUGAAAAGAGUCAAAACUCCACAAACACAGAAUUGGCUGCCGUGCACACCCCUAAACUUGGUCAGCGUUGGCGAAAAACUGGAUCUCAGUGCUCCCUCCUUGGCUCGCUCCCUGAUCUCGUACGGAGCGUCGCGAGUUCCCCCUCGUUCCUCAAGCCACGGAACGGCGUGGUUUUCCGCAGUUAUUGCAGCUCCAUUAACCGCUCCAACAUGUCAGGAGUGUCCAGGCUCAGCGUUGGAUCUUUGGAUACGAUGGAUGUGUCCACAUCGGCUUCUUGUCACUCUGCGUUUGGAAAUGCGACACCCGUUCAGAGAAGACCAAACUCCACCAGUUCUGUUUAUCAGACUCCUCAGCCCAUGUCGACCUCCCACACCCCUUACAGGACUCCGAAAAGUGUCCGAAGGGGCGCGCUGCCUGUUGAGGGGAUGCCAAUUUUGGGGACCCCGGAUUACUUGGCUCCGGAGCUGCUUCUCGGAAAACCACACGACUGCAUGGUGGACUGGUGGGCGCUCGGCGUGUGUCUGUUUGAAUUUCUCACAGGUGUCCCACCAUUUAAUGACGAGACGCCUCAAUUGGUUUUCCAGAAUAUCCUCAAUAGAGACAUUCCCUGGCCUGAAGGAGAGGAGGAACUGUCUGCAAACUCAAGGAAUGCAAUUGAAAUCCUGCUCACCAUGGACGUGACAAAGCGUUCCGGUCUAAAGGAACUCAAGUGCCACCCGCUGUUUGACGGUCUGAACUGGGACAACCUGCAGGACCAGCCGAUGCCCUUCAUACCUCAGCCUGAAGACGAAACGGACACCUCGUAUUUUGAGGCAAGAAACAACGCUCAGCAGAUCACCGUGUCUGGCUUCAGCCUGUAGCUCUGGCUGGAGUGGUGGUGUAUUUUUUUUAUUUUUUUAACAGUGCUAAAAAUUUAGCAGUAAUGACUAAAACAGAAUCGUAAACAAAUGUUUGUUGAUUCCAGUCAGCUCUUUUUUUCACUCUAAUUCUUUUUUACAAUAUGUGCAAUCACUGGUUAUUUGUUCAAGUUAUAUACUGUGGGAAGGAUUUUUAUUUAAAAUCUCAGUGUUACUUUGUCGUCAGAUGUUUUAAACGAGGUCCUUUUAUGAAUUAUUUGCUGGUUUUUUUCCUGUGUUUUGAGUUCAUUUGUUGAUCAUAUUUGUUCUUUGUUUUGCUGCGGUUUGUUGACUGGUUUGGCUGGCCUCAGAUUUCUCUUGAAGGGCCGCAACGCUGGUUCGUGCGCAUGAAAAUUUAGUUUUUUCAUGUAAAUCUUAAUAUUUUGUCAUUGUUUUACAGUUGGGCUGGUUCUUCUGUUUCAAGCAGAAAUUGCUGCUUUUAUGUCUUUUCUGUUUCCACACUACAAGUUAAUCCUUUUUGACCUGAUAUUUUAUCUGGUCUAAGGAAAAACCCAAAAAUGCUCAAUAAAACGUCUUUAAUAUGUUGCACUUUGUAGACUUUCCCUACAACAUCAAAAUGCUUGGAAUAAACUAUAGAAUUUUAAAG